Merops nubicus (carmine bee-eater) is the source of this 783-nucleotide messenger RNA. It is a transcript of the gene SLC25A26, whose product is annotated as solute carrier family 25 (S-adenosylmethionine carrier), member 26. The record is from RefSeq and is a predicted model, not a curated record. Gene Ontology annotation, cellular component: mitochondrial inner membrane. Gene Ontology annotation, molecular function: S-adenosyl-L-methionine transmembrane transporter activity. Lineage: Eukaryota; Metazoa; Chordata; Aves; Coraciiformes; Meropidae. The transcript is spliced from 9 exons. The annotation marks the transcript as partial.
UUUGUCUUGAAGGCUGGUGGAGUUGCUGGUGUCUGUGUUGACUUGAUCCUUUUUCCUCUGGAUACUGUGAAAACAAGACUGCAGAGUCCUCAAGGAUUUAGGAAGGCUGGUGGUUUUCGUGGCAUCUAUGCUGGCGUUCCUUCCACUGCUAUAGGAUCCUUUCCAAAUGCUGCUGCCUUUUUUAUCACCUAUGAGAAUGUGAAAUCUGUGCUGCAUCAUAGCUCUACAUCUUACUUGACUCCAGCAACACACAUGGUGGCUGCCUCCCUUGGGGAAGUGGUUGCAUGCCUCAUACGAGUUCCAUCGGAGGUUGUCAAGCAACGGGCCCAGGUUUCUCCUUCCUCCAGUACCCUCCGGAUCCUCUCCCACACCUUGUAUCAUGAGGGUAUUCGAGGACUUUAUCGGGGCUAUAAAAGCACAGUAUUAAGAGAGAUUCCUUUCUCUCUGGUGCAAUUUCCCCUCUGGGAGUCCUUAAAGGAUCUCUGGUCAUGGAAGCAGGGUCACGUGGUGGAUUCUUGGCAGUCAGCAGUCUGUGGAGCUUUUGCAGGUGGAUUUGCAGCUGCAGUCACCACACCUCUCGAUGUAGCGAAGACGAGAAUUAUGUUGGCCAAGGCUGGUUCCAGCAAUGCGAGUGGCAAUGUUCUGACAGCCCUUGGUGGCAUCUGGAGGACACAAGGCCUGUCGGGCUUGUUCGCAGGUGUGGUCCCGCGGAUGGCGGCCAUCAGCCUGGGGGGCUUCAUCUUCCUGGGGACCUACCAGAAGACUCGCCAGCUGCGGCUCUGA